Molecule: messenger RNA, 4355 nt
Organism: Girardinichthys multiradiatus
Lineage: Eukaryota; Metazoa; Chordata; Actinopteri; Cyprinodontiformes; Goodeidae
Gene: sestd1
Product: SEC14 and spectrin domains 1
Exons: 20
Coding region: 380-2629 (749 amino acids)
Source: RefSeq, a predicted model, not a curated record
GACUUUACUGAGCCUGCGCAGUGCGACGAGUUCGCCACCGCCUGGCUUGUGUGGUACAACUGUUGUUAAAGCAGAGAAGGGAGCAAACUGAGGGUUAUAGUACAUUUUUAUAUAUGAAAUGUUCAGUUUCUCCUGAUUAGUCGGACUCUGGAAAAAAAGAGGAGGAACCGGACAGGAGUAACGGACAAUCAGAAGAGAAAAAACGGAGGAGGAGGACCGGGAGGAGAACAUUUGGGACAGUGGAAAAUGCUGCGGAUUUGACUAAAAGCUGACCGUAACUUCAGGCACUUGAAUACGUCCUCAAACCCAGAAGAAGUGGGAUUUUUAGUGAUGUCCCAUUUGUUGUCUAACUGCGUCUGCCUGUGAUGACCUGCAGCAUAUGUCUGGCGUCACAAUGGAAGCGAGCUCCUUCCUGCCCAUCCUAAAAAAGAAGCUAGCCUUCCUCUCAGGGGGCAAGGACCGGCGUAGUGGUCUGAUCCUGACCAUCCCCCUCAAUUCAGAUCAGACCAGCAUGGAGGAACUUAGCGCCACUCUGGACUACCUGCUCAGCAUCCCUAGUGACAAGUGUAAGGCUCGGGGUUUCACUGUGAUCGUGGAUGGCCGGAGAUCUCAGUGGAACAUCGUGAAGACGGUGGUGCUCAUGCUGCAGAACGUGAUCCCACCGGAGGUGUCGCUGGUCUGUGUGGUGAAGCCUGAUGAAUUCUGGGAUAAGAAGGUCACCCACUUUUGUUUCUGGAAGGAGAAAGAUCGCCUGGGCUUUGAGGUGAUCCUGGUUUCGGCCAAUAAGCUCACACGUUACAUCGAACCGUGCCAGCUGACUGACGAUUUUGGAGGAAGUCUGGACUAUGACCACAGUGACUGGCUCAACAAGAGAUUGGUUUUCGAGAAGUUCACAAAGGAGUCAACAUCUCUUCUGGACGAGCUGACGAUCAUCAACGACAGUGAAAAGAGCACCUCCGUGGACAAAGACAAAACGACUGAUGGAGCUCUCUUGCCAUCCUUCGAUCCUGAAACUGUCCUCCAGACUGGUCAUGAGCUGCUGUCAGAGCUGCAGCAGCGCCGGUUCAACGGCUCAGAGGGAGGAGGGGGAGGACAGGCAGCCCCAGCAUGGUGCCCUAUGGAGGAGGAGCUGCUGGCUCAGCCUCAGGUGAUGAAGCUGCUGGACUCGCUCAGGGAGCAGUACACCAAAUACCAGGAGCUGUGCAGGCAGCGGAACAAGAGAGCGCAGCUAGACGAGAUCCACGCCAAGGUCAUGCAGGUGGUCAACUGGCUGCAGGGUCCUGGUUCAGAUCUGCUGAAGACUCAUCAAAUGAUCGGAGAUUCGAUGCGAGCGGCGCAGUCUCUGCAGCAGAAACACGAAGAGAUCGAGAGCCAGCACAGCGAGUGGUUUGCGGUUUACGUGGAGUUGAACCAACAAAUUGCUGCCCUGCUCAGUGCCGGGGAGGAGGAGGAAGUGGUGGAGCUGAAGGCGCUGCAGCAGCAGCUCAGCGACGUCUGCUACCACCAGGCGUCCCAGCUGGAGACCCGUCAGAAUGUCCUGCAGGCAGCACAUGUCUUCCACAGCACCACGCAGGAGUUGUCUCAGCAGCUGGAUGGACUUCUGGGCAUGCUCUGUGCUGACGUGACCCCCGCUGACGGGGCAUCUAUUCAGCAAAACCUCAAACUGCUGGAGGAGAAACUGCAGACUGUUGAAGCAGGUCUGUCCUCCCUCCGUCAGAAGGGGACGCUGGUUCUGGAGCAGAUGUGUGGCCAGUCGUCGUGGUCUCUGGAGGAAGCAGAGAGUCCUCCUGGAGAGCAGCAGGACAAUGUUCAGCACGUUCAGGCUGUAUUGGAGGAGAUGGAGCUCCGUAAGCAGAGAUGUGAGGACAUGGUGGAUGUGAGGAGGUUGAAGAUGCUGCAGAUGGUCCAGCUGUUUAAAUGUGAAGAUGAUGCUUUACAGGCAGUUGAGUGGCUCAGUGAGUUGUUGGAUGCCUUGUUGAAGACUCACGUCAGACUGGGAGAUGAAUCCCAGGAGACACGGACAAUGUUGGACAAACACAAGAAGUUUGUGGAUGUAGCUCAGAGCACGUACGAUUACGGCCGCCAGCUUCUGCAGGCGACCGUCGUCCUCUGUCAGUCACUCCGCUGCACGACGCGCUCAUCUGGCGACACUCUGCCGCGACUUAACCGGGUGUGGAAGCAGUUCACCGUCACCGCCGACGAGAGACAGCAGCGGCUGGAGCUGGCCCUGAACUUCCACACGAUCGCCGAAAGAGUGUUGCAGCAGGAACGUGUGGAGGUGGAGUCUCUGGAUGAAGUUGACUCUUCAGGUAGAACUCUGCUGGACAGACUCGCCUUGCCGAUCAUCUUCCCUGAUGGGAGUGAGCAGUUCUUUGGGACUCCCAGUGACACAGCAGCCACGGCGGAGGGGGUUAGAGAGCGUCUCCUACUGAUCGAAGAGCGGCGGCUGCAGCUGCAGGAGGCAAGGCUGCUUAAUAACGAGGAGGAUGAGGAGGAAGCGGUUAACGGCCUGGAGGGGAGGUUGGAUGUAAUCGGAGAAGAACUAAGUGAGAAAGAGGAGCAGGAUGAGGAGGAGAAGGAGACAGAGCAUCAGGACGAAGACUUAGAGAGGGCUACGCAGGACUGCUAAUGGAUGUCUGGUGUUAAACCGAGCAGCCUUAAUGAAGCUUGUUGGUGAAGGGCUGCUGACGUCUGAAACAGUUCUCUGAGGCACAAAUCAUCAUCAGGUUCCUGCUGCAAAAAAAAAAAAAAAGCAUUUAUCUGACUGUCAGCCUUUCUUUAAAAUUAAGACAAUAUCGCUCCUCAGCCUCACUACAUUACCUUUUCCCACAAGUGGAUAAACAUGAUGGAUCGUACUCCUCAGUCAUUCUUUCACUCGUUGGGACAGAUACUGGGAGAACUGUGCUGUUUCUCUGACAUCAGUGAUUGGAAACCAUAAAACGAUAAAACUGGAAUGAUUACAACUCAUCUUUCUGCUCUGUAGAGGAUAAUCAUUUUUGAUGGGUACUCCUAACACCGCUGCUGCCUCCUCCUCAUUUACAACUUGAGCAAAUCUUCCAUGGUGCUUACCGCAGCUUCGUGUUGCUCUUUGGGUCGUUUUUUUUAUGUGCUUAUUCAUUUGAAAUCUGUAGUUUGUCUGCAGAAUAGAAAAGAAGCCAUCCUGGUUGAAUUCCUUUAACUAUCAAGUGUGAAAUCAGUCUGCUUUCAGUACUCUUUUUUUUUUUUUUUUUUUUUUUUUUAUAGUGGCUCCGUUAAAUACUUUAAUGACCAGUCUCAAAGAACCGAAAGGAAAUCUGUUACAAUGUUUGGUACAAUAUUUACAACUGAUCUGAAAUUUGUUUUUCUUUUAAAAAUGUCUGCCAAUGUGUGGGAAAGAGUGCAAUUAUCUUUAUAACGCAGUGUUCUGUGUGUUUUUCAGCAUCUCUAAGAAAGGACAAUGUGGCAAGACAUGAGAAACCUGGAGGAUUAAGACGAUGCUUUAAAAAGUGCAGGUCUUCAAGAAUUUACUUGUUUAAACAGUGAUGCAAUGAAAUCUUGGUAUUUUUAUUGAAGGUUAACAUACUGUGAGCGCUUCAUGCCGGCUCGAACCUAGUGACUGUUACAUGCUCAAGUCAAGGCUCCACAGUACCAGGCCAGAACCUGCAUGGUGAUUUUCAUGAAAGCUCUGUCGUGAUUUAUAUACACUCUUAAACUAAACCAACAACUCUUGACACACAACCUGUUAAAUAAACUAAAGGGUUGAACCUGCUGCAUGUUCCAUCCAGCUGAUUGUUUUCAGAGUUGUUCUGAACUUGAAAAAAGGGCAAAACUCUAAAACCUCUAUGGUUUAAAUCAUAGUACAACAUGUUAUCCCAGAUUGGACCAUAAAGCUCUCAGAACCACAGUCGGUGAAAAAUGUUAGUUAUAUUCAGUGGAUCCCCUUUUCCACUGAUAUAUUUCACUUAGAGAACCGGUUUAUUAAAUGUGGUUGAGUUUGUGUGAUAGUUUAUAUCCUUCAGAUCAAUUCUGAAUUGCAAAAUAAAUUGUACAAGGUUUUUAAUUGGAUUCUGCAGGAGAUCUUGUCUGAUCCAGCAGCUCUGAUGGAGAUCAAAUGUGCAGCUCUCUUUCCUGCAGACUGAAUGGUGAAACUGAAGCGUUUGUGAGCGCAGUCCAGUGUUUAUCGAGAUCAGAUGCAGACAUGGCAGAUAUCUUUUAUCUAUUUAUUGACUGUUUUAAGUUAAACAUUCAAUGUUCCUGGUUGGUCUUUUCUUAAGAACUGCUGCUGUUGGUGUAAUCGCUCUAUCCUGCUCUGUCUUUACCAUCCAAUGGCAAAAGCCACAGCAUCCUCCUCUAAAUAAAAGUAUACAAGAAAACCA